Molecule: messenger RNA, 1199 nt
Organism: Chara braunii
Lineage: Eukaryota; Viridiplantae; Streptophyta; Charophyceae; Charales; Characeae
Source: the annotation of a GenBank genome assembly
UGCCGGGUCUGAAGCGAGGGCAAGGUCCGACGGAGGUUUCAUCUUCACGUCAUGUUGGUGACAGCGAACUUCCGGAGGAGUCUUAGAAGACGGAGGACGACUUGUCAGGUAACCAACAAGUGCUUCAGAGAAAUGCUGAAAGGAACGAAGGACAUGACGAAAAUGAAGACGAAGAGUUCGAUUGCUACGACGGUGGUGACGGUGACGGAAAAGAAGUCGGGGACGGCAAGGAAGGGAGGGAAGACGAGGACGGGGGGGACAAUGACCAAGGUGGGGAUGACGAGGAAGACAGUGACAACCAUCGUAGACUCAAGGACAGCGAUGACGAUGAGGGAACUGGGGGUGGGCGGGCGGAGGACGAAAACAGCUACGAAGUGGGGAGCGAAGGGGAACAGGACGAAGCCAAUGACCACGGAGUGUCUGUCAAUGAGUCUCGCAAAUGCGCCAACAGUCGGAGGCUUCGCUCUGGAGACGAGGACGUCCGCGACACGCAGAGAUCAGUAUGCUCGCGCAAGAGAAAAUCGAGAGCUAGUGGUGAUGAGGAGCAGAGGCGAAGACAGUCGAAAUGUCCGCAUGAUUUUGUCGAACCCAGUCGACGGGGAAUUCCAGUACAAUCACAGACCCCUGAACGAGAUGUUGGUCGCCUCCAUCAAAGACGCUAUGGAACGGCCAAAGAAACAGAAAGAGUGGGACAUAAACACAUUCAUUCUGGCUCCUGUUAUAGAAAUCAUGCGGAACGGGCAGAAACAGUGGCAACGUUUGAAACCCAAGGACAUGAGAGACGAGGAUGUCAGUUCGUACCAUUGGUACGCCGUGGCAGGCCAACACACGGCGGAAGCUGCGAAGAGGUUGGAGAGAGCGAACUCUCCAGUUGCCAGGAAAUGGGGCGUGCGGUCAUGGAAAGCGCGUGCGGUGUACUUCGAUGAUGACCAUAUUGACGGGUAUGCCUACAUUUCCACAUUUGACAACACGAGGGAGACUCGAUCUAUCCCAUCGUCGUUCAGAAUGGCUGUCACCGCAAUAAGAGGGUUGUGGCGUCAUAUGAAAUGCCUGAAGGGUGACUGGCAUCUGGCGAAAACAAAAGAUGACAAGGUGGCGCAGCAGCAGAACUAUCACGCUUUCCUGCGCAAAGCGAUACGGAUGACACCAGACACCGAGCUCUGGAAUUAGUUGAUGAACAAUAAAUUUGUCCGUAAUUG